AUGCCUCUUAUACCAACAGAGCAGGCGCACAUGCCCUACUACGCCUAUCAGCAGCAGCAGCAGUACCACCAGCAGCAGCCAUCGGCUUAUGCGCCCUCACAGAUCUCGACUGCUUAUCAAAGCCCCCUUCCAUACAACCCAUCACCGCUGUCACCACUUGGGAACCCGACCACCAUAUCACCUUCAAACCCCAAGAGUUACAUCUCCCGUCAGAUCCGGCCCUUGUUUGUCCCUGCUGUCCUUCGUCCGACUGAAUUUCCUUCCAAGGAGCCGCCCUCGAGGCGGAAGCAGCCUGAGGAUGAAGAGGAACAGGAGGACCCCCCGAGGCCAACCAGCAGUCUGUUGAGCCUGGGCGGUUUGACCGCUUUAGGCAGGUUAAGCAAGCGCUCGACUGGCGAUAGCGCGAAGAAUCUUGCAGGCAACUGGGAUCUCGAGCAAUUCCCCAAGCCAACUGGCGCGCCGACUAGGAAGCACUGGAAGCCUGAUCAUGAGUCUACCAUGUGCGACCACGCCACUUGCAGGCGGUCCUUCAACUACUUUACACGCCGGCAUCACUGCCGGAGGUGUGGCAACAUCUUCUGCGACAUGCACAGCUCCUAUGAGGUUCCUCUUGACCAAGACGCCAACUUCAACCCACGUGGUGUGAUGAGCCGUUGUUGUGACCACUGCUACGCCGAGUUCAAAGCCUUCCGCGCCCGCAAGGGUAGCUAUUCGUCCUCGACCACCCAGGAGUCUUCUUCCCCGGUUGACCCAAACAACGCCAGGACAACACCGAGCACACCCAUCGCCGGUUCCCCCACCGCAGCGAACGGUCUUGCUGGUACUGGCGGUGUUGCUGCUCCCGCAGAGGUAGCCCAGAGCGUGCCGAGAGAUUGGCAUUGGAGCACAUUUUAA
This is a messenger RNA of Thermochaetoides thermophila DSM 1495, 894 nucleotides long. Its product is annotated as putative phosphoinositide binding protein. NCBI's taxonomy places the organism in Eukaryota, Fungi, Ascomycota, Sordariomycetes, Sordariales, Chaetomiaceae. Gene Ontology annotation, molecular function: metal ion binding. The coding region runs from base 1 to 894 and encodes 297 amino acids. The record is from RefSeq and is a predicted model, not a curated record. The transcript has 2 exons.